This is a messenger RNA of Drosophila subobscura, 788 nucleotides long. RefSeq lists its product as uncharacterized. The transcript is spliced from 5 exons. The record is from RefSeq and is a predicted model, not a curated record. The coding region runs from base 162 to 734 and encodes 190 amino acids. NCBI's taxonomy places the organism in Eukaryota, Metazoa, Arthropoda, Insecta, Diptera, Drosophilidae.
CGGCGAUUCAGUUGAAAUUUGGACUCGGCCGUGCACAGACAGCGACUGGCCAAAAGCGGAGACAGCCCGAAAGUUAGCGACGUUUUGCACCUCACAUCGCGCUCAGCUUACUUCACUUUCGGUUUCGUAAGAGUCCACACCACACACGCACAGGUUUUGCAAUGACGAUGGCAACGAUUGUGAUGAUGAUGAGGCUGCCGCUGCCGCUGCAACUGCUGCUGAUGGUGCUGCUGCUUGGGCAGUGCACUCGCGGCACGCCCAUAGCGCCCACAACCCAGGACGGAGCCACGCCCAUAGAUGCCAGGCUGUCGGCCGAAGAGUUUGGUGCCCUCGACGCAUUUGCCGAGGCGGAGUCCACGCAGGUAGCGGCCAGUGAGCCGUCGGCCGGUUUCAAGAUCUCGCUGCUGCCCAAGCCAUCCCAGACGGCGGAAUCGGUGAACCUCGAACAGGAGGCCAUACAGUCCAAGGUGCUCAGCGCCUACGACAACAGCCAAAAGAAGUUGGCCGACUUCUCCCAGCCCGUUCCCAUUUUGGAUACCAUCAGUGAGCACGAGAAGUACGGCAACAAUGGCGACAUGUUCGACGGCAUCUCACGGACCAUUGUCAAUGGUUACGAGGCCUUUUCCAAUCUGCUCAACACACUGAUACAGAAACCCAAAGAGCUGGCUCGCAGCGUCUCCAAGGGCAUCACCGCUCAGCUAGACAUCAUCGGUGGCAAACUGGUGGGGCUCUGAAGAGAAUGCAUUGACCCUUGCAGAGGGUGUUACAGAGGUUUCCCAUAACGGCAG